CAGCUGCAACAGACGGCUAUUUAGAGCCACUGGGGCUAUUUCUCUCGCUGCAAAGGGCAGUGCUUGCCGAUACUGUAAUCACCCCAUCGCUUUCUCUCCGUGUCGAUUCUCGAAGCCCUCGGGAAAAGUCAGCCAGACGGUUUCCUUGUCGACGGUUUCCGUGUCGUCGUCGGGCGGUUGUCGUUUCUUCGUCGGAUAGUUUUUUUAGCUCUAGCCUGGUGGCUGAGGACGCACGAUGAAGGAGGCUCUGAAAAAGACGAAAGUGGUGGUGCGGAAACUACCGCCGAAUCUUAAGGAAGAGCUAUUCGUCGAGGCGCUCAAUAAGAAGUAUCAAGGCUGCUACAACUGGAUCGUCUUCUACCCCGGAAAAUCAUCGUCCAAGAAGGCAGCGUUGUCGCGGGCAUACAUCAACUUCCUCUCGCCCGACGACGUCUUUACCUUCUCUUCCGACUUUCACGGCCACACCUUCGUCAACGAGAAGGGCCAGCAGUUCCAAGCGACAGUGGAGUAUGCGCCAUGGCAGAAGGUGCCCAGGCAGGCUCACAGGAAGGACCCCAGGCAGGGGACUAUAGAGAGAGACCCCGACUACCUGGCAUUUCUGACAUCCCUGGAGAAGGGCGUGGAGAGCCUUCCGAGUGCAGAGGUGCAGCUGGAGAAGGCCGACGCUGACAGGGCCGCUGCUGCAGGAGUCAAAGAACCCCCAGUGCUGACACCGCUGGUGGAGUUUGUGUGCCAGAGGCGCGCCAAUGCGCGCACUGGGCCUCAGGCGCGGGUGGUAACCAGCAGACCCACGCGCCCCGUGGGGGCCGCGGGGGAGAGGGGGGCAGGGGGCGCAGGCGCAGGGGGGAGGGCUGGGGGAGGCGCAGGGGGGAGGCACUCUUCCUCUGCUGCUGGGGGUGGGGCAGGCCGAGGGGUUGGUGGAGGGGGAGGGGGAGGGGGAGGGGAGAGUGGUGCAGGGGGAAAGGGGAGAGGCAGAGGAGAAAGAGGGGGGCGUGCAGGUGGGAGGGGUGGGAGGGGAGGGGGUGAGGCGGGUAUAGGUGGUGCAGGUGGUGCUUCAGGUGGUAUUUCAGGUAAUUUUGCUGGGGGGGCUCAGGCUGCUUGUGGAAGGGACAAGGCCGUUUCUGCUGCGGCUUCUGCAGCGCAGUCACGUUCAUCCCGCCGGCACGCGUCUGACCUUCGCCGCAAGAGAGGAGGCAGCGACUCACAGAGGGAUGCUAGAGGCACCUCCUCCUCCUCUCAGACGCCUGAUGCUGCAGCUGCUGCUACAGUUGCUGCUGCUUCCGGGCCCUCUCCUACGCCUGCAGGGUCCGCUACAGCCGGUGUUGCUGCAGGUGCACCAGCCAUAGCCAACCCUGCUACAGCUGGGAAUGCUACAGUUGUGGGUGCAUCCGCCAUUAGGGCUGCAGCUGCAGCAGAUGUUCCUGCUACAACCAGUGGUGGCGGAAGUGUUUUUAGGGCAGGAGGGGUGAAAAUUAUCACGCGGCAACAGCAGCAGCCGCACAUGCAGCAGCAGCAGCAGCAGCAGCAGCAUAGACAGUAUGGGCGGGGUGGGAACUUGCAGGCGCCACAACAGACAGCACAGCCGGCACAAGGGGAUUCAACAACAGCCGCUGCUAACGCUGAAGCACCUGCUGCAGCAAGUGCAGCAGGAGGAGCAGGAGGAACAGCGGGGGCAGCAGCUGGCGCAGGGGCAGCAGCAGGGAAAGGGGCCGCAGCAGGGAAAGGGGCAGCAGGAGCAGCUGGCGCAGGGGCAGCGAGAGAGGCAAGGGACAGUCGAGGCAGGCUGAAGAAUCGGGACCGGCCGGACCGGCCCGUCUGGACGCCUAGGAGACGACCGGAUGCGGGGGGGGGUGCUGCUGGGGCAGGGCACUCUGGGGGAGGUGGUACUAGCGCUGCUGCUGGUGGCGCUGGUGGCGCUGGUGGUGGUGGUGGUGGUCCCUCUGCAGCGGCACCGACCCCCACUCCUUCCGCUCCUUCAGCCUCAGCAGCCCCGGCUGCUGCCCCAACGGCAGCAGCAGGAGCAGGUGCAGCAGCGGCAGCGGUGGCAGCAGGGGCAGCAGCGCCACAAGGAGCAGCACCCCAACCAGGCACAGCUGCGGUUAAUUCAGCGGCAGGAGGCGUUGGGGCCAGCAGAGGGGGUGGGGACGAGAGUGGGGGGUGCAAGACCUACUGCUGAAAUGUCUGAAAGCGAAUCACUUGCCCCUCUCCCUCCCACAUCCCACCCCAUGCUUCUGUGUGAACUCUUCAGGUCGACUUGUGAGGCACCUCAAAAGACGCCUCAAAAUACGCCUCAAAAGACGCCUCAAAAGACGCCUUAAAAUACGCAUCAAAAGACGCAUUGAAAGUCGUCUCAGAAGUCGUCUCAUCACUUGCCCCUCUGCCUCAUUCCACCCCAUGCCUCUGUGUGAACACUGCAGGUCGACUUUUGAGGCACCUCAGAAGUCGUCUCAAAAGUUCUCUCAUCACUUGCCCCUCUCCCACAUUCCACCCCAUGCUUCUAUGUGAACACUGCAGGGCGAGUGAGUGAGAGGGGGAGAGGGGGAGGGCGGCGGGGGGGCUAUGGGGGAGGGGGAGGAAGGGGAUACAGUGGAGCAGGCUCAGCCGGAAACGAGAGUCAGAAGCAGGUGUGGGUGGCAAAACCAAGCCAAGCGAAUCAGUAGUGUAUCAAUUCUGGAGUGGUGACUGUCAAACGUAGUUAGGUUGUGCUUCAAAUUCAGCGCUGAUUGUGUGUAUUCAGGGCAAACAGCAGUAGCUGGCAGUGUUGAAUAGUGUUAGGGCAUGUUUCUACGCUUCUUAUCAGACCCAACCAACCCCUAUCAAACGCCCACAGCACUGUAGAGUGCAGGUAUGACACGAGUUGGAUUAAUAUGGUAAAAUCUGGUGCAACUUGGGUCUGAUAAGACGAGAGUCUCAUUCUAGGUUCUAGGAGCACAUGCUUCGUGGAGGAUAAAGGUUGAGUGCAGAAUGGUCUGCUUUAUUUAACUAUGUUAUGUG
Closterium sp. NIES-67 is the source of this 2994-nucleotide messenger RNA. The record is from the annotation of a GenBank genome assembly. Lineage: Eukaryota; Viridiplantae; Streptophyta; Zygnematophyceae; Desmidiales; Closteriaceae.